CACGUGCAUAUUAGAAUGGCGUAUGGGACAAUACGGGAGCGUCUGAUCCUUAUACUAAGUUCUUUCACAUGCAUUACUUUAGUGCAGUGCAGACAUGUGCUGCAAUUGUCUGAAAAUGAAAAAGCAAAUGAUGAUGGUGAAUUUAUAUCAGAACAACAUAUGUUUGACCACGACGAGGCUUUACCUGAUUUUGAGUACCUAGGUGAUGACGCCAUUGUCUCAGGGCAAGUCAGUUCUUCUGAAGCCGCCUGGUAUGCCAUGUCUCCAAGUUUGAGGUGUGGUGAUGACCUUAUGAAGUUGCAGCUCAGUGGUCCUGAAGUAGCACAAGUUGAGCUUUGUCGAGGUAAUGGGGCACCUGUUACCCUCAAUGAGUUGCCACUUCACUGUGGACACACCAUACCAACUUAUGGAGGUCUUAUAUAUGCUACCCCGUAUGAUGGGUGUGGUGUUGCACAACAGGGCGGGAGUUAUGUAAUGCAGAUGCAGUGGCAGGGAAACGGUGCAGUCAUUUCUUGUCCUAUGACCUCUACAACUGCAAACGAAACCUUCAUAGGACCUCAUUCUCUUUCAUAUCAACAGAUUCUGCUGCCUCCCCUUUUUUCUGAUAAAGUUACUACAAUAACUAUGACAGAACUAUCUGCAACACUCAAACCUCUACCUUAUGGGUACCCUCAAGUGUUUCCACAAGAGUUUUGGCCUUACUACUACCCUCGUUACCAUUAUCCUGGCAAGGGUUAUCCCACAGCUGAGCCAGCAGGGAAACCUCCAUCAGAUGCCCAAGUGCCAACCCAGAAGCCUCAGUUUCCAAAGCACCCCCAUAUGAUGUGGCCAUAUCCCUACUCCCAUUAUCCUGGCAAGGGUUAUCCCACAGCCGAGCCAGUGGAGGAAUCCUCUACAGAUGCCCAAGUGCCAACCCAGAAGCCUCAGUUUCCAAAGCACCCCCAUAUGAUGUGGCCAUAUCCCUACUCCCAUUAUCCUGGCAAGGGUUAUCCCACAGCCGAGCCAGCGGAGGAAUCUUCUACAGAUGUCCAAGCACCAAACCAGAACCCUCAAUUUCCAAAGCACCCCCAUAUGAUGUGGCCAUAUUACUACCCCGAUUAUCAUGGCAAACCAACUCCCACUUUGAAACCAGCUCCAGCCAUCCCCACUUCUCCCCCACCAGAUUCACCCGCAAUAAGCCAGAAACCGCAACCCACAGUGUACCCUCUUUAUUUGCAACAGUUUUAUCCACAAUACCCAGUGCAGCCUCCAAAAUCCCCUACCGCAUCACCUAUAACCACCACUCCUCAACCCUGUACUAUAACUGCAGCUGCUGAAUGCCAACCUUUAGCUAACCAGCCUCUCAAAGAGCCACCCCAAUACUAUAAACCCCCCAUUUAUACGAGUUAUGAAAAAGAACCAUUCGCUCUUAAAUUUGUGUGUUUUUCCGAAUUGGAUCCCAAGUCUUUCCCGUGAAAUGAAUGAGGACUGAGGGCCGCUAUUUAGACUUGGGUUGGCAAUGUGCUGCAUGUGGCUUUGAGAAAGAUUGCCUCCUGAUUUAAUGCGAAUAUGUUGUGUAUGGGGUGACUCCUGCUCAUUAAUUUUGUCCUUUUGUUCUCUCAAACAAUUCAAUAAAUCAAAUGUCUUUUUUUUUUUAA
Messenger RNA from Sinocyclocheilus grahami, 1637 nucleotides. RefSeq lists its product as uncharacterized. The transcript is spliced from 5 exons. Lineage: Eukaryota; Metazoa; Chordata; Actinopteri; Cypriniformes; Cyprinidae. The coding region runs from base 16 to 1455 and encodes 479 amino acids. The record is from RefSeq and is a predicted model, not a curated record.